AGCAGUCUCUCUUGCGUUGCUCGCCAUCUUUUUCUUUUCGACAUUGACUACCAAUCAAAGCAGACGACAUCUGGCGCUCGUUACGAUGAAUGUCAGGAUCUCAUCGACUACUGCCUCUCUACUGCCGUCGUGGCUCGACGUCCGCACGGCGCUGUACACACUCGCCCCUCUGCUUCUGGUCCUUCAUCUCGCCCGCGUCCGGCUCGCGCGGUACGAACAUAUCAAGUCGCUGCAGUCCGACUUUGGUGACCGGUAUGCUCUGACAGACGAAGAGGCGGCCAAGGGCGGCAAGCGACGGAUGAACGAGAGCGGCUAUCGAGGCAUUAGGGAUGCGCAAGAAAUCUUUAGGAACACCGGCCACUUUGACAUGCCCUUCAUCUCGCUCAAGGCGCUUGAGUUUGCCCUUUUUAGAACGUAUGGAAUCCCGACGAUCUCUAAGAUCCUUUUGCGGACGGGGCAGUUUGUCGACAUUGACAAGUCGUCGAAGCGCUACGUCGAUACGUCAGUCCUCAUUGCGUCCUUUUUCACUUACCCGCUCCCGGUAUUUGAUCUCGAGGACAACGAGGAUCAUAGCAAGGCUCGAAAAAGGGAAAAGGGCUUUUACAACGAUGAUCGAAAUGACCCGAGGUCAGCCAUUGCCAUUGCAAGGAUCAAUUGGCUGCAUGCCAGAGCGAACAAGAUGCAUGAACCUCAUGGCGCAGGCAUUUCCAACGACGACCUCCUAUAUACGCUCUCAACAUUCAUGAUUGUCCCUGUUCGAUGGUACCGCUUGUACGCCUGGCGUCCGGCUACGCCGCUCGAGUCGGAAGCGAUCUUUACCGUAUUCUACCACGCUGGCCGAUGCAUGGGCAUCAAAGACAUUCCGAAGACGAGAACGGAGAUGGAAGCAUGGUCAGAGGCUUAUGAAGCAAAGCACAUGGUCUAUGCCGAGCAAAACGAAAAGGUGGCAAAGGAAACGGUCGACCUCCUCCUCUUCCACGCUCCCCACUUCAUGCGCCCGGCUUUAUCGCACGUCGUCACAUCGCUUAUGGACGAACGACUUCGUCUUUCUAUGGGCUUUGUCAAGCCUCCCCAUUGGCUGUACGGAAUGAGCUACGGCCUCCUCCGAAUCAUGGCUCUCGUCAACCGCUACAUGCUCAUGCCAAGAAACACGCCAAAGAGCGUCGUGCCGCACAAUGGACAAGGUCUCAUGGACGGUGUCGACGCAGCCGAUCCUCAAGACAUGUUCAGCGUCUGCCCGGCUUCGGGUAUCCGGGCAGGGGAGGAGAACGGCAAGAUGUGUCCCGUCGGAGGGGCACAGAAGCAAAAGGCGAUGAUGCAGAAACGGCCCAAGCCAAGGCUGACGCCAAACUGGUGGGAGAAUGACGUGCACUAUUCUCGUGCUGCGCCAAAGUACUCAUUCGUCUGGUUCUACGAGCGCCUCUUCGUGCCCGAGGAACUUCGGAGGGGUGCUAAGAAAUGGCGUCCCAUGCACCUAGCCAAGGACCUUCCCAGUGGUCCUGUCGAUGGCCUCGAUUGUGGAUACCGACUCGAAGAGUGCGGACCGAGGGGCCUCGAGAUGCAAGGGAGGAAGGAGAUUUAUGACGAAGCGAAGAGGCUCAACGGUGGAAGGGACCUCGACGGCAUGUGGGGCUUCGAUCGAGAGGUAUAGCCCUCUCUCCCUUCUUUUCUGCGUCUUCCCAACAUUUGAAUUUCUCUGUACUUCUCUGUCUGUCUCUCCGCUUAAACGAGCAAAGCUGUGCCAGAUUAU
Acaromyces ingoldii is the source of this 1750-nucleotide messenger RNA. RefSeq lists its product as hypothetical. Gene Ontology annotation, molecular function: oxidoreductase activity. The record is from RefSeq and is a predicted model, not a curated record. NCBI's taxonomy places the organism in Eukaryota, Fungi, Basidiomycota, Exobasidiomycetes, Exobasidiales, Cryptobasidiaceae. Bases 86 to 1651 code for a protein of 521 amino acids. The transcript is spliced from 5 exons.